Molecule: messenger RNA, 1121 nt
Organism: Anopheles moucheti
Lineage: Eukaryota; Metazoa; Arthropoda; Insecta; Diptera; Culicidae
Product: transmembrane emp24 domain-containing protein 3-like
Exons: 4
Coding region: 184-864 (226 amino acids)
Biological process (GO): endoplasmic reticulum to Golgi vesicle-mediated transport; Golgi organization; intracellular protein transport
Cellular component (GO): endoplasmic reticulum-Golgi intermediate compartment; Golgi apparatus; COPII-coated ER to Golgi transport vesicle
Source: RefSeq, a predicted model, not a curated record
UCCGUGGAGCCCUUCGGUUUAGCAAACAGAAACAAGAACGUGGAAAAUCUAUUUUAUAUUAGUUUAAGGCAUAAAUUUACAUUCGUUUUGUAUACGGAAACAGAAGAUCAGCCUAGAAGCCUUCUCGCGCGCUGGAAGAAUAGAAGUGUAGCAUCGAAACGCAGGAGAUAACUAAAGCUGAAAAUGACCGACAGGAAAUCUCACCACCAGCAGCAGCAGCCAAUUCUAUGUUUGGUCAUUAUUGUAUUACUAGCUCUUUGCCACAAAACUCCCGUAGUCAACAGCGUCGAGUUAACAUUCGAGUUGCCAGACAACGCGAAGGAAUGUUUUCAUGAGGAGAUACAAAAGAACCAGACGGCCACAUUAGAGUUUCAGGUUGUCAGCGGUGGAAGGUACGAUGUUGAUGUUACACUCGAGAGUCCUACCGGGGAAGAAAUCUAUCGUCAGAUAAAAACACAGUUCGAUUCCUACCAAUUCGUCGCUGCGGCCACCGGUGUUUAUGUUGCAUGUUUCAGCAACGAGUUCUCCACGUUUUCACAUAAAAUUGUGUACAUGGACUUCCAAGUUGGUGAGGAACAGCCACUUCCCGGCCUGGAGGAGCACGCGACAAUGCUAACGCAGAUGGAAAAGUCGGCCCAGGAAACACAUAAGGGACUGAACGCUAUUCUUGACUACCAAACCCAUCAUCGGCUGCGAGAAGCACAAGGUAGGAAACGUGCGGAAGAUCUGAACGAACGUGUUUUGUGGUGGUCGCUGACGGAGACCGUUUCCAUCCUGAUCAUCGCCAUCGGUCAAGUGCUAGUGCUAAGAAACUUCUUCUCGGAAAAGAAACCAAGCCAAAUGAAUUAUCCCCUAAUGAAAUAAACAAAAAAUUCGUCAACAUCACAUUGGCCAGAGCGGCGUUAGACCAAUUUAAUUAAAGCGAAUCUUUGUAUGUUUACCAGAGAACCUUUUAAUGCCUUUUAUACCCCCGACAUCCGUUCAUCCUUCAAACGUUUCUUUGAAGUUUCAGUAUAAUUGGUCUAUAUCAGUUUAGUAGUAUUUUAUUGAACAAUAAACAUAGGGACUUCAAUGUUUCAUGAUUAAGACAUUUUAGCUUGAUUAUGAAAGGAAUACACAUA